CUCAUUCUUCCUUCGCACAAAGUAGGUGUACAUUAAUUUUGUACGUGUGGAAAACCCACAGGAAAAUCUAAAAAAAAAUGGAUCGAAACAGUCCCAACGAAGUGAAAACCAACGGUCCCAAAGUGAACGGAAACGAAAAUGGUGUAAAAACUCCAUUUCUGAUCGGAGUUGCCGGUGGAACCGCCAGUGGGAAGUCGACGGUAUGCAAACGUAUCAUGGAACAGCUGGGCCAAGCAGACAUGGAUCACGCUCAGCGACAAGUUGUCUCUAUCAGCCAGGAUAGUUUCUACCGCGAGCUGACGCCUGCGGAGAAGCUGCGAGCCGAGAAGGGACUGUUCAACUUUGAUCAUCCGGAUGCUUUCAACGAGGAACUGAUGCUGGAAACACUGCAGGCCGUACUGCAGGGCCAGAAGGUGGAGAUUAAUGAGUACGACUACCGUAGCAAUGCGGUGUGUCCAGAUAAGAAGCUGAUUAUCUAUCCGGCGGAUGUAGUGCUGUUUGAGGGAAUUUUGGUGUUCUAUUUCCCGGAAAUUAGGGAUCUGUUCCAUAUGAAGCUGUUUGUCGAUACGGAUUCUGACACGAGACUGGCUAGAAGAGUUCCUAGAGACAUAAACGAAAGAGGACGAGACUUGGACCAAGUUCUGAAUGCUUACAUGACGUUUGUGAAACCCGCUUUCGAAGAGUUUUGCUCACCAACCAAAAAAUUCGCAGAUGUGAUCAUCCCACGAGGAGCCGACAACACUGUGGCCAUCGAUCUGAUCGUGCAGCACAUCCGCGAGUUUCUCAACAACCGGACCCGGCAGGAUCACAGUCCGCACCUGGCAACCGGCGGUACCAGUGCGCUGAAUCUUCCCCGCGGCCAAGCUACCUACAAACACUAAACAGAGUAGAAGCAACACCAUAAGAAGCUGAAUUCUUCUGCUAAGUUGGUUUGAUGUUUGUUAGUUUCACCUGUAAGCGAUUUUUCUGGCGUUCCAUCAGUGAUCACUAACGUAGUGGCUAAUUUAAGCUAGCUUGUAUUUGACGAAAAACGCGAGAGUUUUCCAACCUAAUCCUAGUUGAUAAUACAGCAUCCUCCCAUCGCCAUACAAACAAAAACAGCAACAAUGAACAUUAGAAACUCCAACGAGACCACCAGCUAAAAACAUUGAAUAUCUUGAAUUUAUUUACCUGAAAAUUACCUCCUAUUGAUAUUCUACUUCUAUUUUAAUUCAAAAUCUGACCAUUCUAGUCCGUUACUUCGUUUUUCAUUGAGACAAACAAAUGAAGAUGUCAAUUUGAGCAAAUAACAUACAGUUGAGUGCAACGUAAUGCAAAAAAAAACUUGCACGAUUCAGUGUAAAAAGUUUGCAUUCAUACAACCACUAACAGCAGCAACGUUAGACUCCGAAUACCAAAAAUUAGUUCUAGUUCCAUAAAUUGUGCAACAUCCUUGAUGGUAAACAAAAAAAAACCACCUCUCCCCCGAGCCCUCACCAUAUAUCGCUAAUUGUUGACAAGUUGUGUAUAUUUUGUUGUUGAUUAUGCUUUCCAAAAGGCGAUCACCGUCGGUACUGUUUUAAAUUGUUUUCGUUUUGUUAUUUUUUCUCCUACCCUACCAUCCGCCAAAUACUCGGUUUGAACCGUACUGAAAAACUGAAAACUAUAUAUUCUCUGACCACUCACUAAAUAAUAAUAA
This is a messenger RNA of Ochlerotatus camptorhynchus, 1678 nucleotides long. It is a transcript of the gene Uck, whose product is annotated as Uridine-cytidine kinase. The transcript is spliced from 7 exons. Lineage: Eukaryota; Metazoa; Arthropoda; Insecta; Diptera; Culicidae. Gene Ontology annotation, molecular function: ribosylnicotinamide kinase activity; ATP binding. The record is from RefSeq and is a predicted model, not a curated record. Gene Ontology annotation, cellular component: cytoplasm. Bases 78 to 881 code for a protein of 267 amino acids.